AAGAAAGAUCGUAUAACAGAUUUUAAUAACUUAGAAUCUCACAAUGAGCAAUCGCUUUAUUUGGCAGGCCUUAUUUCCUUGCAUGAAAUAAAACGGCGGCGAUCUAGGAAGCCAGAAAUUGAUGCUAAAUUCAAUGACAAAAGCUAUACUUACAAGGUAAGAAUCAGAGAAGGGGAUAGAAUAAAUGAUAUACCAAUUUGCUUCAAAGCAAUGUGUUCAAUGCACGGAAUCAGUGGAAAGAGAUUGCAAAACAUCCAAAAGGCGCUUAAGGACACUGGCAAAGCUCCCACUGACAACAGAGGUAAAUAUGACCACAAACAUUGCAGAACUUCUGAAGAUACAAAACAGAGUGUAAUAGACCAUAUUAAGUCUUUUAAAAGUCGGUCUAGCCACUACAGCCUUUCUAAAUCAAAAAAGGUUUACCUACCUGAUACAUUGAAUAUCAAAAAAAUGCAUGCCAUGUAUAAAGAGCUUAGGCCUAAUGAUAAAAGUGUUUCAUAUGAAUAUUAUAGAAUAAUAUUUGAAACCAACUUUAACAUUUCAUUCGGGUUUCCAAGGAGUGACACUUGCUCAACCUGCGACAAGUAUCAGGCUGAGUUAAAAGUUUUAAAUAUGGAACUACAAAAUACGCCUAACGUAAGUGUUGAAAAUACUGCAACACACGAAAAGUUAAGGAAACUAAAAAUAGAACACGAGCUACAUUUGAGAAAAGCUGAUAUGUUUUACAACAAAAAAAGAAAAGCCAAAAAAAUAGCCAUGCAAAGUGUAGAAGAGGAAUGCAUUGCCAUGGAUUUUCAGAAAAACCUUUCUCUACCAAAUCUCAGCACAAAUGACGUUUAUUACCGUCGUCAGUUAUCAUUCUAUCUAUUUAAUAUUCACAGCCUAUCUUCAGGUGGUGCUGUAUUUUAUUCUUAUCCACAGACUGAAGGGAAGAAAGGGGCAGAUGAAGUAAUUUCCAUGCUUAAUCACUACAUUUUUACAAAACUUGAUCCAAAAGUGAAGCAUUUACACAUUUUUUGUGAUUCGUGUUCUGGACAGAACAAAAAUUACACGCUCAUUCGGUUCUGUCACUAUGUCGUCAAUGUAUUGCAAAAAUUAGACACUAUUAAAGUAGUGUUUCCAAUAAGGGGACAUUCCUUCUUAGAAUGUGACCGGAACAUGGGACUAAUAAAUCAAAAAUAUGCCGCUGAGUUGCCAGAAGAUUGGGUGGAGCUAAUAAGGAAUUGCCGCGUAAAACCUUCCCCUUUCGAGGUUGUCGAGGCAGAUUUACCUCUUUUUCGCAAAUGGACUGAGUUUUAUUCAAAGUUUUAUACUAAUAAGUGCCCCUUUGCUACACGACCUGUUAGGGAAAUCCGUUAUCUCAAACAACACUCAAGACUUGUGGAACACAGAGCCUCCUAUACUGGAUAUUGGCAGCUUUCUCCAUUGAUAUCAAAACAAAAUUUGAGAAUGUUAAACCUUGAAGUUCACCACUAUGAUGAUGGCUCGUUUGAUCUUCCACCCCAAAGUCGCUCUGAUCUUGUUCCUGUGCCAAAGCCUAAAUACGAUGAUCUUCAGCAUUUGAAACAGUUUUGUGGACCCAAAGCAAGGGAAUUCUAUGGUAGACUUCCACAAGAACAUUAAGUACUGUGGGACAUUGUUCUAAUUAAAAAGAAACAAGAUUUACGUAUUAGUUAAGUGACUGAGUAAAGGACAUUCAUCUUUUUUGCUGUGUUUUUAUUGUAAUUUCCUUCUUUUUUUAGCUCUGUAUAUUUGUUUCUAAUGAAUAUAGAAUUUUAAUUCAUAAAAUUCAACAACAAAUUAAAUGCCCUUCAAAUAAAAAUGACUAAUUUAAACAUUGUUCAAUAUAUAAGAUGGUGAGGUGAAAGUAAAAGUCAAAAUUCUCUGUUCUGAAAAAUCGUCAUAAUGUGACUAUCAUCCU
Homalodisca vitripennis (glassy-winged sharpshooter) is the source of this 1921-nucleotide messenger RNA. RefSeq lists its product as uncharacterized. The record is from RefSeq and is a predicted model, not a curated record. Bases 211 to 1623 code for a protein of 470 amino acids. Lineage: Eukaryota; Metazoa; Arthropoda; Insecta; Hemiptera; Cicadellidae. The transcript is spliced from 2 exons.